CAAAGCCACAUAUCAAAAUCAAACCUAUUGAGCUCUUUGCUAUACUUUCACCGAAGUCCAAUCUCAUUCUUUAGUUCUCUCAAGUCUCAAUCUUUCUUCUCCAACAAAAAAAAAAAAGGUCUCAAUCUUGGUUUUUCUUUAUUUCUCUCAAUUUUGUAUUUUAAACCAAAAAAGUAGUGUUCAUGGAUAACCAUGCACCAUGGGGGCAACCUUAUGAACAAGAAACAUACCCAACUUGUUAUCCAUCGGAUGAGAGAAUGACCAAUUAUCCUACAAACAACAUGCCAUCAAGCUCUUGGAAUCAACCAACUUUCGGCACAAUUGAUGAUAUGUCAAUAUUUGAAAGUGGUUUGUAUAGGCAACAAUAUGAUUAUUAUGGUGACAAUAUGUAUAUGGGUGAUAAUAACUACUACGGAUUUGAACCGAAGCCAGUGAAACCAGUUGAUCCAAGGUUGUUGUCAUUGUUAAAAUUCUCUAGGGAGCUCUAUGUUCGAAGAAAGGAAUUAUGCAAGAAAAGCUUUCCGAAACUUCAUGAUGAAUUUGUAGAGUUGUCUGAGAGAUGUGGUGGUGUUGUGCCUCAAGUACAAAUACCUCAUCUUCAAGUGAAUUGGAGAUCAACUCCAACCUUGCAACGGAGUUUGAGCGUUGGCUCGCCAAGAACACCAUCUAAUAGAGGAGGAGAAUCGGAUUUGAGGCUUGACCGGUUUAGGAUACGUACUCUAAACGUAGACAGCGGUGGCGGUGGUGGUGGUGGUGGUGGCGGCGGCGGCAGCGGCAUUGGCAUUGUUGUUCAAGGUGGUCAAGGGGAUACUACCAAUCCCGGUGGUUCUAAGUAAACCUUUGGACGGACGUGGAAAAACGUAAAUAUAGUAUGCAAAACCUUAAAAAAUUUAGGUGAAUUUUUUUUUUUUUUUUUCUAUUUUGUUUCUCAAUAAUUAUUAGAAAGAAUAUUCUUUGUUCCAGGGGAAUAUAUUUAGCCUGGAAUUUUCACAAAAAAUAAAACACAAGGGAUAAGGCCUGUAUUUUCAUCAUUAUUUUAUUCUAUUUUUUUUGAAGCUGUAUUUUCAUUAUAAUAAAUUCCUAGAGCUUUCUCCCAAUUGUUAAUUUGCAUGUAAAGUUUAAUUACGCUGAAGGGUUAUUGUAAUGGUGAGGAGCUAUCUUCUUGUUCAUAUAUCAGUAAUACUCAAUCGAUUUUCCCUUUAGAUU
Quercus lobata is the source of this 1206-nucleotide messenger RNA. RefSeq lists its product as uncharacterized. The record is from RefSeq and is a predicted model, not a curated record. Bases 183 to 836 code for a protein of 217 amino acids. Lineage: Eukaryota; Viridiplantae; Streptophyta; Magnoliopsida; Fagales; Fagaceae. The transcript has a single exon.